Asterias rubens (European starfish) is the source of this 1338-nucleotide messenger RNA. RefSeq names its product leucine-rich repeat-containing protein 15-like. Lineage: Eukaryota; Metazoa; Echinodermata; Asteroidea; Forcipulatida; Asteriidae. Gene Ontology annotation, cellular component: extracellular matrix. Gene Ontology annotation, molecular function: protein binding. The record is from RefSeq and is a predicted model, not a curated record. The transcript has 2 exons. Bases 100 to 1317 code for a protein of 405 amino acids.
AAUGGUACAGUGCACUAGUGUAUGAUCAAGUAACCAAUCAAAUUCAAAACACAAACAUUUCAAGCAAAAGGAUUGAAUGAACUACAACCUACUGCUGAAAUGGCGCUAAGCAUCAAGUACCAGUGUACUGUUCUUAUAAUAGCAUGUGCACUUUGCAACAGUUGCUGGAGCUGUACUAUUGAAGGAAACAAGACAUGCGGGUCAACGUGUGACUACACCGACUGGGCUUAUGAUGCCGACUGUCGUAGGCUGUCCUUGACCGCCGUACCGAGAGAGUGCUGUAUGUGCCAGACGGUAGACCUACGCCACAACCAGAUCGCUGCCCUCAACGAUGGAGACUUCGCCGGAUACAGUGACAUUACUUAUCUCGACAUCGAGAUGAACUCAAUGACUAAUAUCAGUCGGUUUGCCUUUAACAGCAAUUCCAGACUUGACACCCUGUACGCCCAGUUCAACCUUCUCACCAUCAUCUAUACAAACAAUUUCGCCGGAGCCCCAAACCUCCGUCAACUCUUCCUUAACAACAACAGCAUCUCCGAGGUGGAGAGAGGGGCAUUUGACGGCAACCCAAAUCUCGAAGUGCUCUUUUUGAGCAGUAAUCACAUCUCCAAACUCUAUUCAGAUUCUUUCCAAGAAUUAACCAAACUCGUCUAUCUAUUCAUAGAAAACAACUCACUUUCUUUCAUCCCAGAUGACACUUUUAAAGGGUUAACAAAACUGAAACAUCUCAGCUUGGGUCAAAACAAACUCACAAACAUCAACUCUCAGAUGUUUGAAGACCUGAAAAAUCUCCGCACUCUCAAACUUUUUUCAAACCGUAUCAUAUCCAUCUCUCUUCCUGAUGAACUCCCUAAUCUCAAACAUUUGGACUUAUUUGAUAAUGCCCUCAAAAACAUUGAUAACCUGACUUGCUUUUUUGACAUAAUGAACGUUCGUAACCGAAGAAGUAACAACCAUAACUUAGAGGUGGUGUAUCUCGCUAAAAAUCCCCUCAACUGCAGCUGCCACCUCGAACCGUUACAAAAAUGGCUUAUUGAUCACAAAGGCUUUCUGGGAAACCACCAACGUUCUAAUGCAACAUGCUAUGAUUCUGCUAAAAAUGCCACCAUCUUUCUGCAGAAUGAAAACACCUCCAAAAUUUGCCCAGUAACAAGCACCACACCCCUUCCUCUUACCACAACUUAUCUGCAGGACGAGAAUGUUGACGUUUUUGACAAAAUCGUAAUGCCGUUGGCUAUUGCAUCUUUGACAUUCUCUACAAUUGCAUUUUGUGUUAUCACUGUAUUGGGAGUGUUGAGAUUUCGUAACGACAGAUAAGGAAACAGAAAAAAACACAGU